AUGGCGUCCCACUCGAACCAUGACGCCGGCGGCCCCGUCGAAAAGACUGGUGACCAGGAGGACAACGGGGGUGGCGGCGGAGGAGUGGACAGGGCAGCGUCUCUUGUCGCCAGCCUCAGCGUGCUUUCCACCGAGGUAGACUCCGACCUGGUCGCCAACGUGUCCGCCGAAUUGUGCCAGAUCGGACGGCGUCAUUUGAAACCCCAAGACAUGGAGAGGAUCGUCAAAAUCUGCAAGUUGCCACUGUACCUCAAGUUUCCAAUGUACCAGGCCAUCUCCAAAACACCUACUAGGCAGGCCCUACUCGAAUUCUGUCGCAAGAUGCACCAGGUCGCCGGCAAUGACAGACUGUCCAAGGCGGUGUUCGUGCUGACCAAGGGCCGCCGUACGUUCCUGCAGCCUUGCGACUUCAAGGACCUCAUUCAGGACCUCAUCGACACCCACAGCGGGCUCUCGUUUCUCAAGGAAGUGGCCAGAUCACACAGCGUGUACAUCGACACCGUGGUGGCUCGGCUGUUUUUCGAGCUCGGAAAGACGUGGACUUGGCGCCUCGGCAUGGCAGAGCUGCGACGCAGCGAUUUUCUCUCGCAGCUUGACGCUCUGAAUGUCAACGACGACUUCAUGACCGUGGAGGGACCCUUUUCGUACAAGGACGCCUACGUCAUCCACACGAUGUUCAACUCGUUGGAUAAGGACAACGAUCGUCUAUUGAGCAAGGAAGACCUGGCGCGGUACGAAAAAGGCGCCCUGGUACCAAAGGUCAUUGACAGAGUGUUCGACUUACUCAGUACGUCAGCUAUGACGUACGUCGACUUCGUCGUCUUCCUGCUCGCUGAGAAGGACAAGUCGCACCCAAGGAGCGUCGAGUACUGGUUCAACCGGCUAGAUCUCGACGGCGACGGUAAAAUAACGAUGUACGAACUCGAGACAUUCUUCCACGAACAGUACGACCGCGUGUCUCUGCUGAUGAACGACCCGGCGUCUUUCGAAGACAUCUGCCGACAAAUGAUCGAUCUGGUGAAGCCCAAAUCGGGCAGCGUUUUCGCUCUUUCCGAUCUGAAACGGUGUGCGCUUGCAUCGGUCUUCUUCAACACUUUCAUCAACACCUACGAGUUUAUACAUCACGAGGUUUUCGACCCUUUCGACACAGAGCGUUCGCGCAAUGGCUUAACACAGUGGGAACAAUUUGCUAAGUCGACGUUCACCCUUCUCAUGGAAGAAGGCGAAAAAGAUGACUCCUCCGACGAUGACUUGCCUUAA
Molecule: messenger RNA, 1260 nt
Organism: Rhipicephalus sanguineus (brown dog tick)
Lineage: Eukaryota; Metazoa; Arthropoda; Arachnida; Ixodida; Ixodidae
Product: serine/threonine-protein phosphatase 2A regulatory subunit B'' subunit alpha
Exons: 1
Coding region: 1-1260 (419 amino acids)
Biological process (GO): protein dephosphorylation
Cellular component (GO): protein phosphatase type 2A complex
Molecular function (GO): protein phosphatase regulator activity; calcium ion binding
Source: RefSeq, a predicted model, not a curated record